This is a messenger RNA of Pocillopora meandrina, 1564 nucleotides long. Lineage: Eukaryota; Metazoa; Cnidaria; Anthozoa; Scleractinia; Pocilloporidae. The record is from the annotation of a GenBank genome assembly.
GCUCAACAGUCUUGCUGUCUGUGUCACAUCUUGGAUCUGUGGUCCACAAUUGCCGAAGCGCGUGCGAAAUUCUUGUUCAGGAAUAGGCAGGUGCACUUUACUCAAUUUCUGUUACAGAGUAUUCAAAUCACCUUUAGUUGGAAAAAAAUGUCAUCAUCUUUUGUGUGAUGGUAAGAUGUUUCCUGUCCAGUGGUUACGAUCCCUCAGAUCAGCCCUUUCGUUUCGCCAUUUCUCUCUUUCGAAAUAUUUUAGGUUACCUCCACACAAAGACUACAUUUUUGUCCCGAAAAACAGUCCAUACAUUUAUUCUUGUUCUCUCUGUAACGUUCACGGUUAACAAAGUGCAUUCCGUCUACCAAAAUUAGUUUCCAUAACGAUCAACUAAUCAUCAACUGACAAACGAUAUCGCAAAAUACAGAGCAUAACUUGUGGAGAUGAUAGACUGGAUUUGUUUCUUUUCAGUUUGACAGAUCUUAAUUUUUCAAUUCUUUCAGGAUCCGUUUGAAGACAUUUCAGAAAGUUUUAAAGAAGAAAUGCCACGAGAUACAAUUGCAUUACUAAGUGCAGCACUGAAAAGAAUGGACGUUGACUUGUUUUUGAGAAGAGUGAUUGAAGUCAUCAGUUUGCGACUUGUUCAUGAAGAAGAAAGAAAUCGUGAAACGGGGUAAUUCCUAUAUUCUAUAGAAAUAUUUUUAACGCAACAGCUCAAUGAUAUAUCUAUGCAACACAUACAAAGUGUGCAGUACAGUACACUUUUUUUACGAUAAAUUACAGUUCAUCAGUUUCAUUACCUAAAUUUAGUAGUUUUACUUACCGUAGAACACAUACACUAUCAUUAACCAUACGCGACAAACUUUACAUUAGCAUCGAAAACAGUUCACUACCAUGCUCAUUCCACUUGUAAAUUUGUCCAAUUUACAAGGUGAUACUUGUAAAGUUAAAACAAUCCACAAAGGUUUUAAUUCUGCUCACCAAGUGCGUAGAGUUCAAAACGCUGUUUGCAGUACAACACAUCAUAUUCAGCAAACUGUAAAUAAUGCUUAAGGCACGAUAAAAUCCCUAGUAAUAGCACUUUUAAAGUAAAAACUAAAAGGAAAGCCAAGGGUGACAUCUAAUAAAAAUCUUAUCCUUCCUUAAAGAACAUAAAAACCGUUUAUGGCCACAGUUAGGGACCAAAUUAAUCGCUAAAUGAUAAAGAAGUUUAGAUAAGUAAGGCUGAAGGGGUAGCUUUAGGUCUCUUUGUCUUUUUACAUGGUUGGAAAGUCUAAAAUCUUGGUUUUCCGUGUCCUCCGAAUUAAUUACUUUUGUAACACAUCUAUGAUGCUCAUGGGUUUCAGCCACCUUGUCAGCGUUAGAGGACGGAAAUUUUGUAUUGUUCUCAAAUAUAACCUUCUUCCUCUUUAUUUCCAGACUCAGUGAGUACUUAUCGAGGGUCUUUUACGACAGCUCCGAUUUGGAUCAGACUCCUGAUCAAGUCAAAGUAAUGCACAUAAUUCACGCGUGCGAGCUUGCGCUAGAUGUGCGUGAAAAAGACCAAGGACGCAAGAGGUCCAUGAUGUCCUGA